Molecule: messenger RNA, 777 nt
Organism: Fundulus heteroclitus (mummichog)
Lineage: Eukaryota; Metazoa; Chordata; Actinopteri; Cyprinodontiformes; Fundulidae
Gene: chp2
Product: calcineurin-like EF-hand protein 2
Exons: 7
Coding region: 52-636 (194 amino acids)
Molecular function (GO): calcium ion binding
Source: RefSeq, a predicted model, not a curated record
UGUGCUAACAGCUGCUGAAAGCCUUCAAGCAGAAGAGCAGCAGGCAGCAAGAUGGGCUCCAGCAGCUCCAGCCUGAACAACGUGCCAGACGGCCAGCAGCUCAUGCAGGAAACAGGAUUCUCUGCUGCCCACCUCCUCCGUCUCUACGAGAGGUUCAAGUUUCUGGACAAAGACAACAGAGGACACCUCAGGUCUGAGGAUUUUGAGGCGGUGCCGGAGCUGUCUGAGAACCCCAUCGGAGACAGAAUUGUUGGAGCCUUUUUCCUCCCAGGACAGGAAACGGUGGACUUCUCCUCCUUUGUCCGAGUUCUGGCUCACUUCCGUCCCACGGAGAAAAACCGGACCAGAGCGGGAGCGCAGCCGGAGCCGGCCAACAGCAGGAACCGGAAACUUAAAUUUGCCUUCCGGCUGUAUGAUCGGGACAGAGACGGGAAGAUUUCCAGAACCGAGCUUCUUCAGGUUCUGAGAGAGAUGCUGGGCAUGCAGGUGACGGAGGAGCAGCUGCAGAGCAUCGCUGACAGAGCCAUUCAGGAGGCCGACCUGGACAAGGACGACGCCAUCUCCUUCGAUGAGUUCAGAAAGUCGCUGGAGAAAGUGAACAUCGAUCACAAGAUGAGUAUUCGCUUCCUGGAAUGAAGACUGGUCUGAGAGGAAGCAGCUUUGACCUGAGAUCUGAUGGGACUCGCUUUAACACGUCAGAAAGUGCUGCCUCCGUUCUCCAGGCUGGAAAGACCCAGCAUGGAGGCUUUGGAUCAGGACUCUUACCUCCAGUCCUCC